This is a messenger RNA of Macroventuria anomochaeta, 1889 nucleotides long. RefSeq lists its product as uncharacterized. Lineage: Eukaryota; Fungi; Ascomycota; Dothideomycetes; Pleosporales; Didymellaceae. Bases 258 to 1889 code for a protein of 543 amino acids. The transcript is spliced from 4 exons. The record is from RefSeq and is a predicted model, not a curated record.
GCCCUGUCACGACCCGCUCAGCGCGUCCCGCACUCGUCAGACGUCCUCCGCUCGAGCCAGCGCAUCAACCGCCUGCCGCAUUUCGUGUGGGUGCUAAAAGCCCAUUAUCCCCAUCAUGGCCCGCUUCCUCCUCCAUUGCACGCCUCACAUUGCUGAAGAACCUCAUUCGCCUUUAUAUCGUCCGCGUUUCAGUAGUCAGCUAUUCUAUUUUUGCUUCCUACAAGACCACCACAUCUGCCACCAAAUACUACCUUAACAUGGCCAAUAUCUAUAUAAAUAGUAGUAGUAGUGCCUAUGCGAUACCGGAACAGGCGAAACUGGACUUCUGGGUCAACAACGCCCACCUCACUGAGGAGGAGCGCCAGGCAGCUUGGUUACACGGCCCCCUCUACCAAAGCCAUGGCUUCGACAACCCCGCACAGCCAUCGAUGGCCCACCAGACCCCAAGGACGAUGCCAAACAGCAUGUCGAACUUGACACAACUUCCUAUGGACCGCACCCAAUCCGCCCCGGCCUCCCAACCCAGAUCCACCACCAUCCCCGAGAGCAACAAUCUCCAACGCUCAGCAAGCGACCUCACCAUCUGGUCAGCGACAUCCAACGAGACGAGCGACUAUGCACUCUACUCGGAGCAAUCGAUGCGGAACCAGGCCAGCCUUCAGGCCAUUCCUGAGGCUACGGUUGAGUACACCCCUGGUGACUACGUCAAUACUUGCAUUGAGCAGGCUUCAUCGCCUUCAGUCCCCUUUCAUAACAUGCACGUGCAACUAACCCCCCAAUGGUGUCAAUUAUCAGAUUGCUCCACAUCACCCAGCACACCUCAGACUGCGCUGAUGACUCCUGUUACUCAAUCUAGUAACGCCAUGAGUCGUCAAAGCAGUCUGAACACCUCUUUCCUUGAUGAAACUUCUCUGCGCGUUCAGUCUGAUUUGUCUUACAUGCCUAUCCUCCCUGAGGAUAGCGCACUUUCCUUUCCUUCUUGCUACGAUGGAUCGAAAUUCGAUUCUAAUUUCCUUGCCUUCACUGGUCCUGCGGCCAGUGAAACUGUCGUUUUUCCUGUGUUUUCUGUUCCUGCUUCAAUGGCAAGUGUGCAAGCACUUGCCGCUUCUUCCGGACAACAUCAUCAGAACGAGUCGCACCUGGCGGAGGAUAUGCGGAGGUCGACAUCCCACUCGUCCGAGAGCAACGCGAGCGACGCCUCGGCGCCGUCAACUUGCUCCCGGCAAUCGCGCCGCGAGCGCGAAAUCAAUGCCGCGGCUGCGUCGCGCCCGCUUGCCCCUAAAGCAAGCGAGCCACAUGCGGAGGCCUUGUCUAAGCCAUCCAAUGCUCAGAUGGCGCGGAUAAGGUCCGAAGACGGGUCUUCCAAGACCGUAGGUGUGAUCUCUAAAACACCAUAUGUCCGCCCCCAACACCCUAAGAUCAUGUGUCAGCACUGCGACGAACGCCCUGACGGGUUUCGCGGCACGCAUGAACUUGAUCGCCACAUCGCGCGCGCGCACGCUGUGGUGCGCAAGGGGUAUAUCUGUGUUGCGCCGUCUUUCGACAAGCACUUUCUCGACAACUGUAAACACUGCCGCAACAAGAAAGUCUAUGGCGCAUACUACAACGCCGCUGCGCACCUGCGCCGCGCACACUUCCACCCGCGCAAGCGGGGCCGGAAGGGCAAGAAUGACGAGAAGCGCGGCGGGAUUGGUGGCGGUGACCAUCCUGCCAUGGACUGGCUGAAGCAGCAUUGGAUUCAAGAGAUGGAAGUUCCCAACAACCCGCUACCUACGUCGCCUGAGAGCGUGUCGGACAGCGCGCCUGAGACCGAAGCUGCUGGCGCUGGCUACGAGACGACGUUCGAUAUGGUUGAUGUGUCGAAACCAUCCCGCUCGACUACGGGUUGA